Messenger RNA from Photinus pyralis (common eastern firefly), 1526 nucleotides. It is a transcript of the gene Snm1, whose product is annotated as protein artemis. NCBI's taxonomy places the organism in Eukaryota, Metazoa, Arthropoda, Insecta, Coleoptera, Lampyridae. The transcript is spliced from 2 exons. The record is from RefSeq and is a predicted model, not a curated record. Gene Ontology annotation, biological process: protection from non-homologous end joining at telomere; interstrand cross-link repair; double-strand break repair via nonhomologous end joining. The coding region runs from base 191 to 1405 and encodes 404 amino acids. Gene Ontology annotation, molecular function: damaged DNA binding; 5'-3' DNA exonuclease activity.
AGUUUGCCUAUUACAGCAAUGGCUGCGUUCGUUGAUUGUGUUCUAAUUAGUUAAUUUAAUUUUGUGCAAAAUAUUGUCACCGAAAUAAUGCUACGGACAGCUUUUAAAAGAUUCCAAACGAAUUCAAACAAUCAAAAAUCCGCCAAAACUUUCAAUUUCCGGUCGUUGACAUUCCCGCCGAAACUUUGAAAUGAGCACGUUCAAUGGAAAAAUCUUGGAAAUUCCCGAAAUAAGCGUAGAUUGCUUUGAAAAUGCGAACAAUUUGGAUUCUCUCGUCUACUUUCUAUCGCACUGCCACACCGAUCACAUGCGCGGGUUAAGUGAUUGGCGUUUUCAAAAUUCUUUGCUGGAAAGGCCCGAUGUCUACCUGUACGCGACUCCAAUUUCAGUGAGGAUUCUAAACCACAGGUAUCCACAACUGGAAGCCAAACUAAUCGAAAUCGCCACUUCAAACUCGACACUAAUUAAAAUCCCUUACAAAAACACCCAUUUAACAGUAACAGCCUUGCCCGCCGGACACUGUCCUGGCUCUGUUAUGUUUUUAUUCGAAACUGCUAGCAAGAACAUCCUUUACACUGGAGACUAUCGUGUAUCCGCAAGUGACUUACGCAAAUACAACGCCUUCUACUCCAUGGGUGAAGUAAAACGUAUUGACAAGAUGUACCUCGAUACCACCUUUUUCAACCGCUCAUACUUCAAACUGCCACCGAGAAGUGACAGCAUAAGUAAAAUAUGUACAGUCAUCGAUAAGUGGAUCAAGCAAAGUCCCGCUCAUAUAAUUAACAUUAAACCAAGCGCUACCUACGGUUCCGAAUUCUUAUUCAUGGAAAUUUCCAAAAUAGUCGGCAUGCCCAUACACGUCAAUUCCAAAACUUACAACCUGUACAAACGCAUACCGGAAAUGGACGAGACGGUCACCUUAAGUGCCACAACACAAUUACAUGCGAAUUGUGGCAGUGAAUUUAAAGAAAUUUGUAAAAAAGAUAAGGCACUAAUCCGAACUAUCAUACCCUCUACACUGUAUUGGAAGAACAGGAAUACGGACAGUGAUUGUAUUGAAAUUGGGGAAACAGGGUGCUAUCGUGUAUGCUAUUCUUGCCAUGCUUCGCUAGAAGAAAUUGAAGAGUUUUUAUCAUUUUUAAAGCCAGUUGAAGUGGAACCCUGCGUGGUUCCGUCUUCUCCAAGAGAAAAGGAAGAAAUGUUUGACCUAUUAGAAAAGGUGAUGUCUACAUAUCAAUCACGAAGAUUGGAGGAAGAAGAAGAAUCUAAACUGUUUAAACAAGUUGAAAAUGCACCUAACACUCCUGAGAAAUCUGAAUGCGAGUGGGACGAUGUAUUGGGAUCACCUGUUAAUAAUUUUAAGCGAAAAAGGUUGUGGUUGCAGGAUGAUGAUGGUGAUGAAUGAAUUUAAUUGGUUGAAUAUUAAAGUAUUUGAAUAAUUGUAUCUCCAAUUUUGUAACACUGUUUUAAACAGCUAUUUUUACAUUUUGAAUGUAUUUUAUAAUAUACUGAUUUUUAUAGUCUCA